AGCCAAUCCCAGCUCGGGGGCGGGGACAGGGCUAUAUAAAGCAGCCGGGCGCCGGCCGUGCCCUUCCUCAAUGCAGUGUGGAACAGGUCCGCGGACGCCGGCCUCGGAGUUGGAUCUGUUCAGUUCCCCUUCACUUGACCUUGGCGACCAGUAAAGACUGCUGGUGUUAGAGCCAGAAUCUGCGUUUCUGUUUCCCAGGCGGCGGGAUUCGGGGACAGAACGCGCUUCUCCGCGGCGCGGAAUUUGCAGAUCUGCUUGGACGUCAGGCCCUGCGGGCUGCGGCGACCUUGAGGAUCUCGGAUGGCUGCGCUGCGCCAGAUGCUGCGGGCGCCGCCCCUGCAGGCCAGGGCCCGCGCCUGGGCGGGCUCUCUGGCCACUAGCUGUCUGGCAGACCGCUGCCUCUGGGACCGGUUACAUGCCCAGCCACGUCCAAGCAGUGUCCCCACCUUCGACUGGUUCUUUGGCUAUGAGGAAGUCAAGGGAUUCCUUCUUCCGCUCCUGCAGGAGGGCAGGGUUGCCUGUCCACCUAGAGUGCUGGAUGUGGGUUGUGGAACCUCAGGCCUGUGUACGGGCCUCUACACCCAGUCGCCACACCCGGUGGACGUGCUAGGCGUGGACUUCUCUCCUGUGGCAGUGGCCCACAUGAACAGCCUUCUGGAGGGGGGCCAAGGCCAGAUGCCCCUGUCCCCAGGACACCCUGCAUCCCACCUUUGCUUCAGGCAAGCCGACGCCUUGAACCUGAGACCUGUGGCUCCCUCGGGCUCCUUCCAGCUCCUGCUGGACAAAGGCACCUGGGAUGCUGUGGCCCGGGGCGGGCUGCCUGGGGCUCACCAGAUGUUAUUGGAGUGCCUCAGGGUCCUGAGCCCCCAGGGGACACUCAUCCAGUUCUCUGAUGAGGACCCAGACGUGAGGCUGCCCUAUUUGGAGCAAACAUGUCGGAGCCGAACUGUGACCGUGCAGGAAUUAGGACCUUUUGGGGGCAUCACCUACUUUGCUUAUUUGGUUAAGGGUGCUCCUUAAAGACACUUUACCCUGUAAUCCCAGCACCCAGGAGGCUGAGGCAGGAGGAAUGCCAUGAGUUCAAGGCCAGCCUGGCUACAAAGUGAG
Molecule: messenger RNA, 1107 nt
Organism: Chinchilla lanigera (long-tailed chinchilla)
Lineage: Eukaryota; Metazoa; Chordata; Mammalia; Rodentia; Chinchillidae
Gene: Cskmt
Product: methyltransferase like 12
Exons: 3
Coding region: 301-1020 (239 amino acids)
Source: RefSeq, a predicted model, not a curated record